AUGUUGGUUGAUGGGUGGGGGGGUGGUGGGGGGGGUUUGGGAGGGGGGGGGGAUGUUGGGGGGGGGAUGGGGGUGGGGGGGUUUGUGUGGGGGGUGAGUUUUGUGUGUUGUAUGGUGGGGGGGUGUGGUUGUGUUGUGUUGGUGUUGUGGUGUGUUUUGGGGGGGUGGGGGGGUGGGUGGGGUGGUGGUAGGGUUGGUGGGUGGGGUGGGUUGGGUUUUUGGGUGGGGGGUUGA
Messenger RNA from Knipowitschia caucasica, 234 nucleotides. The record is from the annotation of a GenBank genome assembly. Lineage: Eukaryota; Metazoa; Chordata; Actinopteri; Gobiiformes; Gobiidae.